UUUUGGCCGGUGUAUACUUGAAUUCGCAUAUAUGUAUAUAAUUUGCGAUAAUUUGGUCAGGGAGAAGGAUGACGAUGAGAGAUUUGCGUCGUUGCUAAAAGCUGCUUUUCACAUUCUGCUCUCUUCACUGGCGCACUGACUGCCUAUAAUCACAUAAUUCGUUUGUAUUUUUGCCUGCGGAGGUUUUCGAAAAUGGAAUCUGCAGCGGCCGAAAUUGCAACACCAGUUGUGAAAGGUGGUGACAAGCGCAAGAAAAAUCUGAAGGACCGGAAGGACGAGGACGAGCAAAGAAUCCAUCGAAAGCUGGAGGCUCUCGAAAAGGGAGAAGGAACGGACUGUGUCUUCCUUGUGGGAAGCGAUGAAAAUACAGCGCAGACUUUCCAUGCCUUGAAAAUUGAUUUGUUUGCUGGUAGCGAGUACUUCAGAAGGCUUCUUGAGAGCCCUCUGACUCCUACUGAAGGACCUAUUAGGUUGAAACUCACUGAGCCUCACUUUUUUAAAAUGGUCAUGGAGCAUGUGCACGUAUAUCGCCUUCAAACCAAGGUGGUCAACUUGGAUGAUGCUGUUGGUUUAGCCCUGGUUGCUGACGAAUUCAUGAUUGAGGAGUUGGGUGUGCAAAGCGCUGUCUUUGUUUUCAAGUUUCUCAGUCCACGCACUGUGUGGGAAUUGUUUGAGAAAUUCGCAAUAAAUAAAUACAUUGUAUCUGCCUGCAAAAAGUUUUUGUGCCUGAGGACACGUGAAUGCUUUUAUGCCGACCAAUUCCUUGAAAUUCAACUGGAAACUUUGGUAUCGUUCCUAGCCAUUGAAGAACAAAUGAGUAUCAAGUCGGAGGACGAGUUGGUAAAUGCCUGUGUUAAACUAGCUCUUUCAAAGAAUGGAGAAAUCGAAACCAGAUCCAUUAUUCGAGCUGUCAUUCCGCACUUACGACUGCAGACCUUGGAUGAAGAUGAUCUGGUGCCUCUUUCACAGUGGCUGACACUUGAAGAAAAGAUUUUCCUUACCUUAAAAAAGCACAAACUGCCUCUACUCUUUGAAACAAAGCCCUCGAAGCCUCCCACAAUUUGCUCCAUCAAGGUACCUCGGACGUCAAUGAAGACCCUAACCUUAAUCCCUGAGAGCGUCUUGCUUAGCAACAGUGCCAAAGAUUGUCUUAGGAGUGGCAAGUUUAGACAAAUCAAGGCGGGUGAAAAAUUCAUUCUGUCCUUCGAAGCCAAGCAGACGGUAAUCAUCCAUGGCUUUGAUGUCAUCACACCUCUGUUCCACUUUUCAAAAGAAAGAUGGGAAGCAGAUACAUCUUGUAUUGGAAAUGAGAAAACACCAUACAAUGACAUUUCAUGGAGAGCUAAAAUCGCAGUAUCUAACAAGGAGAUGGACUUUGAAGAAACGUUUGAAAAUCUUGGACGCGAAUACGCAUACGAAGGCAAAUUUUUCACUAACUCGUGGAUGCAUUUUGACUACCCUGUUAUCGUAGUGAAAGGAUCAACGUUCUCUUUGUCAAUUUUGCCAACGGAGAGGGAGGGUAUCUGCCUUAGGGAAGUCCUGGGCAAUUUUGUAUUCAAUGAAAUUCUAGAAUGGAAUGACUCAACCAUCGUAGAACCUUUUCAAAAUUUUCACAUUUGCCAGCUGAGGAAAGUUUACCAACCUGAUCAUGCACGUAUUAAUAAUAGUAGCAUGCAUGAGGUUGAACUUAGUGACAUUGAAAAUAUGCAGGAAGAACCAAGUGCAAAUCCAAUUUGCAUUGUCAAGGACAUAUUUUACCAUGUGGUGUAGUCCAACUCAAUCUCGGCAGUAAAUUGAAAUAGUAUGUCAAUAUUGUCAAUAUAUGCCUACAAAAAUUAACCUUUAUUGUUAUAAUUGUUACUUUAAGACCUGCGCUACGUCUUUAGAUGAUUAAAAACUAUGCAACUAACUAUAAAGAAAUACCUCAGCUGGCUCUGUUUCUUUUGUUUUUGUUUGUCUUAGAAUAUUUUUGCUUUUGUUUAAAUUUGAUCACAACGGAUGUCUAGAAGCAUUAUUUUCUUUUAAUAAGAAGUUUGUGACAAAAAUUCUGAAUACACAAUUCUUGGCAAUCAUAACAUUUAUUUGUUAUAAAUAUACUAAUAAUAGUUGAUAAGUUUUUUGCAGCCUCUUACUCUCUUAUUAUAUUCUAACUAAAAUUACAGGAUUAUUAUAUGUUGUGAGCAUUAUCAUUUAUAGACACAGAAUAUAAUAUAAAUAUGAUAUAUAGUUGAAUUAGUGAAAGAUAUUUUGUUUACACAGAUGCAUAACGCACAAAGAAAGUGGUGAGCGGCGGGUGAGAAAUAAGGGAGGCUGAAUGAAAGACAAGU
Messenger RNA from Neocloeon triangulifer, 2327 nucleotides. RefSeq lists its product as uncharacterized. The transcript has 7 exons. Gene Ontology annotation, molecular function: protein binding. Lineage: Eukaryota; Metazoa; Arthropoda; Insecta; Ephemeroptera; Baetidae. Gene Ontology annotation, cellular component: cytosol; P-body. Gene Ontology annotation, biological process: neurogenesis. The record is from RefSeq and is a predicted model, not a curated record. Bases 193 to 1770 code for a protein of 525 amino acids.